This is a messenger RNA of Engraulis encrasicolus (European anchovy), 3695 nucleotides long. It is a transcript of the gene rbm4.1, whose product is annotated as RNA binding motif protein 4.1. The record is from RefSeq and is a predicted model, not a curated record. The coding region runs from base 507 to 1844 and encodes 445 amino acids. Lineage: Eukaryota; Metazoa; Chordata; Actinopteri; Clupeiformes; Engraulidae. Gene Ontology annotation, cellular component: nucleus. Gene Ontology annotation, molecular function: zinc ion binding; mRNA binding. The transcript is spliced from 4 exons.
GUGUUUGCUUAGUUGCAUAAAUGACUGAAUGCCAAGUGUAUGCAUUGCAUAACUGAAGUUAUGUGAAUGAACCUGAGUUUAACUUGACUUUGAAGCGCACACACACACACACACACACACACACCUGUGAAAACCUGCACCUCUGGUGUGUUUUUUUUAACACCUGUCAGUCAAGUAUGGGACAUCGAAAUGAAUUUAUGUACAUUUCCAAGAUGGUAAUUCAAAUAGAAGUUUAAUUGCGACGCCCGAUAUCACACAUUUUAUUAUUUACUGUCACAGUACUACAGAUUAGAACAUUUGAGUGGGCUGAAUGGGAGGCAAUGUAUAAUGUUACUUCGCGCCGGUAAGAGGGUGGCGCACUGGCAGCAUCUUGUGGUUUCCGCAAAACAUUGCCAUCCAAUCGGAAAGCAGACAGACAGCUAGCGUUCGCUGGUGCCGGAGUGACGCCAUUUCGGGUUUGCAAGUCAACGGGUGCCAUUGUAAGGGCGUCAUCACGGUCGGCCACCAUGGUGAAGAUCUUCAUCGGCAACCUCUCCCCCAACACCACCACGGAGGAGCUGCGCUCGCUCUUCUCGCAGUAUGGCAAGAUCUCCGAGUGCGACAUCGUCAAGAACUUCGGCUUCGUGCACAUGGACGACAAGGCCGAGGCGGAGGAGGCCAUCCGCAACCUGCACCACUACGAGCUCAACGGCCAGGCCAUGAACGUGGAGCUGAGCCGCGGCAAGCCGCGCGCCUCCACCAAGCUGCACGUGGGCAACAUCAGCAGCAGCUGCACCAACCAGGAGCUGCGCGCCAAGUUUGAGGAGUACGGGCCCGUGGUGGAGUGCGACAUCGUCAAGGACUACGCCUUCGUGCACAUGGAGCGCGUGGAGGACGCCAUGGAGGCCAUCAGUGGCCUCGACAACACCGCCUUCCAAGGCAAGCUGAUGAGCGUGAAGCUCUCGACUAGCCGCCUGCGCACGGUGCCGGGGAUGGGAGAGAGGACGGGGUGCUAUCGGUGCGGGCAGGAGGGCCACUGGUCUAAGGAGUGCCCCCUGGACCAGAAUGGCGCCUACCGCGAAGGUGGCGGGGCCAUGGGCCCUGGUGGUGGCGGUGGCGGCGGCGGCUCCAACGGAUUCGGUCCCCCGAGGUUCGGCGGUCGUGGCGGCCGUGGCGGUGGCGGCGGUUUCCAUCGUGGCUUCAACGGAGCCGACCCGGCCUACGGUGGUGGCGGAUACGCGCCGCCGCCUCAUGCCGGAAUCCGGGGCGGUGCUUACGGCCGAGGUUAUGAGAGCGCUAUGGGCUACGGCGUGCCCCCCGCUUACAGCAUGCCGGCGGACCCCGGGCUGGCGCGUGCCUACGGAGGUGAGGCGGCAGCCUACGCCAGCCACGCCGCGGCAGGCUACGGCGCCGUGAUGCCCGGUUACCCACCCGCGCGCCGCGCCAGCGCCUACGACGAGCGAGACCCGUACAGCGUUGUGGACUUCUACGAGAAGUAUCGGGCGCGUCCGUACGGUGCCAGUUAUUUCGAGGACCACCGGCGCUCCCACGCUGUGCCGAUGCCCACCCCUCCUCCUCCUCCCCCUCCUCCUCCUCCUCCCCCACCCUCGGCCGCCGCCUCCAUCAUGAGGGAGCGCAUGUCCUCAAGCCUCGACCCGUACGAGCGGCGGCCCCUCCCCCCUCCGCCGGUGCCGGGGUCCUCGUACUACGCCCGCGACCGGAGCCCCAUCCGCCGCGUUCCCCCCGAGGCCGAGGGCUACUCGUACGAGCGGUCGCGCCUCUCCCCGGUCUCCUCGCUCCCCCGGGCCUCCGCGUACGACAUCCCGCGGGACCCCUACGCCGAUCGGGCGCGCUACGCUUAUUAGUCUCCUCCUCCUCCUCGAGUCGCACAACACACCUUUGCUGCAGCUUGUGAUGUGUUCCGACAUCAGCGCGAAUUGCGGGACGGUGACAAUAUCGCGGACGCGUUGCUUCGGUGCGUCGGUGGCCCUCGGUUUUCGGUUGCCUGUUCUAUAGAACACAGAUGUCUUUUUAGUGUUUACGUUGAUGAUUUUCUGAUAUAUAAAACUACUAUCGUAUAUGCUCGACUCAUGCAAUAGUUAGGUUUUCUUAUUUUAAAAGUAGGUGUGCGUACACAAUGGUUGUAGAUAGUAUCUCAAGUUGCCUCACUAUUCACUAUUGAAAUAUUUUACAUUAGUGGGUAAUUAAUUACCCUGUCUUUUGGUGCAUUCAUGUGCUCUGGGAAUUACGGUUAAUACCAAACGCCGACAUGGGAAACACACAUGAACGCCCCUUGUGGUAUUUUCCAAUGGAGAUCUCGUUGAAAAUGUCUAUAUACGAGUUUCUGAAACUGGAUAAUAUUUACUUCCGCGAGCACAUGAAAGGCACAUUUGUGUUCUCAUCAUGUUUCUCUUUUAUGCAGAAACCAAGUGUUAACGUACCCGUUCACUCCACUUUUUAUGCAGAAACCAAGUGUUAGCCUACUCAUUCACUCCAGUUAAUAUGCAGAAACCAAAUGUUAGCUUACUUGUUCACUCCAGUUAAUAUUAAGUUUGGCUCCAAAGGAGCUUUGGUGAAGAUCCGCAAAAGAUGAAUUUCAUCUCAUUCCUCAGAAUAGAUGUAUCAUAUCAUGUUUUUUCCUGUUUGUAUAUUUGUUUUUACAGCAUUCUGUGUAUGGUCAUUAUUUCCAUUUUUGCUAACCAUUUUAACUGAACUCUUCUCAUGAAAUCUUAAAGUGCAUCAUCAGAUUAUGAAUGUCCAGUGACCACCUCUCCCUAUCCUCGUGCCAGCGCUUUUUGUAGUCAUGCUUCUGUCAGAAGACCCACUUUUUAACCGAUUUAAAGACCUAACGGGUCAAAACAUUUUAACAGAAUUGACAACCCUGCUAAGGGAAAAUGUGCAUAUAUGCAGCAGCAGCUGCUCCUAAAGGUUGUGUUUCUCCCAGACUUAUAGGAACAGUCCACCGCACUUUCAUAAUGACAUGUUUUCUUCAAUGAAUUUAGAUGAGCUGAUAUGUACCGUAUUGUGCGUCCUUCCAGUCAUGGGAAAACUCGGAAGAGUUUGCUCGCAUCUAACUGCAGCCCCCAAAAAUACCAGCAGCCAUGCUGAGCCUUGCUACAUGCCCACGGGAGCAGUGUUGCCAGAUGUGUCUGAUCAAAUCCCACCCAAACGGUGCUCAAAAUACGCCUGGAAGCGCUAAAUGCUGCCCAAUUUCAACAAAUUGUGUUGUUUUCUAUGGGCAUAAAAGAGCAGAAAAACACGCCAAAUGGACGAUUUUUACCGUUUUUAUCCGCAGACGGCUAUCCCAAGCAGCCCACAAUCUGGCAACACUGAACAGGAGUAAUAGCACAUCUGAUUGACUCUGCUUGUUGAAAUUCAGAAAAUUAAAAGAUACAUUCCAAUAAUAGGUCAAUGCAACACUUACGUUACUGGCAAAUACAGUUUUUAAAAAUAAAGUUGUUCAUCAACUUCUGAUAUUCCCUAUGCUGCCCUCCAUGGGCGGUAACUGCUCUCAGCAACUAGGUGCUGCUGACCAUGUAUCCAUUGUUUAGUGAGUAUCACAUACGAUAUGCCAAACAAAAAGGCACAAUCAAUGCUGCAGUGUUUUUCUUUUUUAUGCUGUGAAAUUGUCAUCUUUCUGAAGGAUCAUGUGUUGAUUGAUCUGAUUGGGGUAAAUAUCUGUGACACAAUAUCUGAAUAAAGUCCAUAUAAAUGCA